CUUUUGAUAGAUUGACUUUUUUCUUUUUGGUUUUGGUGUCUUUUUGAUUUGUGGCUUUACUUGAAUUACCGCACCGGAGUAAGAUUAAAUUGUACCAAUGAAAUCUGCAAGAGAAUAUAACUCCGGCUACAGUGAUGAUGGAUAUGAAGCUACGGACUGGGAUGAUUAUGGCGCCGACUCAAAUGCCAGUAACACAAGGAAUGACCGUUACAGUAAUGCAUAUGGUGAAUACCGAGGAGGUUAUGGACCCAUGAAUAGUGCAAGUAUUGGAGAUGGAUUUGGACCAAUGAACAAUUUUGGAUAUGGACCAACAAAUCUUGUUAGUUAUCCACCACCUAACUUGAUGGGCCUAAGUCCCUUUGGGCCUGGUCCUAGGCCCUGGUUCAAACAAGAAGAUAAUUAUAUGAUGGGCAGAGGUUACGGUCCUCAAGGUCCCGUCAGACAAAGAAGAAAUAAUGAUAAAACAAUCAAAUUUCUGUUAAGAUGUGGGGUACCGAAGGAAAAUUUAAGAAAUCUGCCGAAAUCAUUGCUAGAAUUGAUGACCGAAGAAAGUUGCGGAUUGUGUGGUCAGACUUUCAACGCAUAUGCUAUGGCUCGCAUCCAUUAUAUUUCUAAAAACCAUCACAAGAAUCAUAAAAAAUGGUUAACUCAACAUUCGGAAGGUGGAUUACAAGCCAAUGCUGAGGUUCCUUUUAAAGCGCGUGAACUGUAUUGUGAAAUAUGUGAUGUUCAUAUCACAUCUAAAGCUCAUGCCGAAUCUCAUUAUGCCGGGAAACCGCAUCGGGCUAUCGUGGAGGGUCGAAAGAUGCCUCGGAAUCCAAUUUUACUCCAAGAACACAUGGCGUCGCGCUUGGAGCAGCUUAUUCGGCGCGAGAAGAAAAAUUUAAAAGCAGUCGAAAGUGAUAAUGUCAAAGAUAAGGAAACAGCGAAAAACAGCAAGUUAACACAGCCUGAGUUGUACUGCCAGAUAUGCAAGACCUCCGUAACAUGCUCUGAGCAAAUGACCAUGCAUUUAAAUGGUAAACGUCAUUUGGCAAAAGAAAAGCAACAUAUCCUGCAAAUGAUGAAAGGUGAUUCUAAAGACGAUGGCAAAGAGAAGAGCAAUGAAAGUGGUGCAGAAGGUGAUAAAGAAGGUGAUGAUGAAAAUUGCAAUGCUGAUGAUGAUGUUGAAGAAGAAAAUAGUGUUGGUGAUGAGGAGCAAGGAGAUGGCCAGAAAGGUGAAGAUGGCGAUUGGGGAAAUGGUAGUGGUGAUUGGGAUGAACCCGAAACCCAGUGGUAAUUGAAGCAAUAUAUUAAUUGUACUAAAGUUAAAUGUAAUCCAGACAAAAGUGCACAUUGAAGAACUUUGU
Molecule: messenger RNA, 1349 nt
Organism: Papilio machaon (common yellow swallowtail)
Lineage: Eukaryota; Metazoa; Arthropoda; Insecta; Lepidoptera; Papilionidae
Gene: dbf
Exons: 11
Coding region: 98-1279 (393 amino acids)
Molecular function (GO): zinc ion binding; nucleic acid binding
Source: RefSeq, a predicted model, not a curated record